AUGGCCCUUACAUUGCCUUACAUGGCGGAUACUGAAGAAGAGCUUGCCUUGCUCGACUGGGUUAAUGCUUGCCAUCCAGAUGCGGAGGCAGAGGAGUUUGACGACCUGGCGGAUGGUUCCAUCUUAGCUGAUGUGCUGCGCCUCUAUGCACCCGAUGUCGACCCAUCAAACACUGCUGCCGGGAGCGCCAAGUUGCUGCAUGGCUGCCUCAGUGCGUACUUCGGCUCUCGACUGGCUUUGCCCAGGCUGGCCGGCAAUAUGCACAACGGGACCUUCUGCAAGCCUGGACUCCUUCGAGCAUUGUGCGAAGCGGUCAUGCUGGCUGCUGUGGAGGGCCCGCGCAAGGAGGAGGCCAUCCAAGCCAUUAUGAACUUAGAGGAGCCUCAGCAGCUGGCGCUGGGCUCUUCGCUGCAGCGGCUCAUGGCAGAUGCACCUGAAUACUCGCCUGGCGAGCACGGCUCUUUGUCCAGGCAAGGCACGGACGCGUCUUUGACGGACUCUGGGCCCCCAACGCCCAGGGCAGAUCAGUCAUUGUACAAGUCUGAAGCCGACAUUUUGCAUGAUGAGCUGCAGGACAUGAGGAAUCGCCUGAGCUCUGAAGAGAUGGCAAUAAGCGGAUUGGAGAGCAGCCAGAAGUCCUUGGAAGCGCAACUUCGCACGGUGAUGAUCGACUACACCGCGGAGGAGGAACAGGCAGCUGAGACAGACGCAUUGCUCCAGAAGUGGCAGCGCAGCCAUGGGGAGGACUUGCGUCAGUUCAAGGCAGAAUGCGACGCUUUGCGUGCAGACCUCGAUCGCGAGACAGAGCAUUGGCAGGACUUGCCGCAGCGUCAGGCGAAGUUGCGGAAGCAGCUGAAGAUGGAGGUGGAUGCUUUCCGAGACCUGCAGGAUAAGACUGGCAACCUCGAGGUCGAAAUCCGGCAGGCAGCCCAAUCCAGCGCGAACGAUGAUGUCUCCACUGUGAAAGCAGAGAUGAUGACAUCACAGAUGCAGCAGAACGUCGUGGAUCGCAUGCUCCGCAGAGCUGAGAACGAGGAGAAAGAGGAGAUUCGCCUUGCCAAAUCUCUCUGGGAGGAUUUUCACGUUGCGGAGGUCACCGCCCAGGCUAAAGAGGAUUCCUAUCGACAGCUUCGCAGAGUCGCCGAAAAGGAAGAGGAAAGUGAACUGGAUGUCGUGGGCCUCCUUGAGUUCCGAGAAAGCGAGAUGCGACAAUUGGAGCAGGCAAUGGCAGAGAUGGACUCGACAAGCUCGCCAAGCCAAAUCAGCCAACGGCCGAGUGUUUCUUGUGACGUGCCCUUCACGAGACGAUCGAGCAUGCGUGCAAGCAUCAGCGGUCCGCCGGGCGCUGGCACUGCCGAGCUCCUGCGAGGCCUGCCGGACCUCCAAGAACGUCGGAAGCUUCUCAAAGAGCUGGCAUCGACAUCGCGCGCCCAGUCCACCUGGCAGGCUGAACUGCAACAACAGCAGCAAAGAACCCGUGAGCUGGAGUAUCGCUUGCAGCAACUGUCGGACGAAGCAGCACAGCUUCAUAGUUCUGAGGCUAAGGCUUUGACGGAGCUUGGCGUACGAAAGGAGGAAGAGCAGAAGUGCGCUACUGAGUUCCGAGAACGAGAUCACCUGGUGCAGGCUGAAGUGCGGCGAGCCAACUUGGAGAAAGACCAGAUGAAUGGAGUGCGGCGAACUGGGCAGCAAGCUGCAGAGCUGCAGCGUGAGCUCGCAGCUGCACGUUCAGAGCUCCAGUCCCAGCAAGAGGCCAAAGACGAGAAAUCACAGCAGCUUUCCGAUUUGAAGGAGGAGACAGAAGCCACUGAAUCGGAAUCUGCGCAGCUCCGCCAGCAGCGCGAGGAACAAGCGCAGGUCCUCGCACAAAGAGCGCAGUCGAGUGCUGUGAAGAUGCAAAGCGAGGCUGUGGCCGAGGAGCUUCAGCAAGCUCAGCGGUGCCUUCACGCAUUGCAGCAAGACCUUGGGGGCGAGGAAGCAGAGUCCACAAGAUUGCAGACAUUGCAGCAGAACCUCUCAGAGGAGCAGCAGCACAUCGAGGAGCAAGCACAGCGUGUCAAAGCACAGCAGCAGCAGCUGGAGCUUCAGAAAGCUGCGCUGCAAACAAGGCGCGAGGUCUUGGCAGACUUGAAGCGGGAGGCUGAAAAGCAAGAAGAGCUGUCGGUGAUCGACGCGGAGCCCACAAGAUCCUUGCCCACCUUGCAGAAGACUGUGGCUCCAAUGCAGGCGCUGACACCGGAGCAGGCCGGCACUGCUGCAGCAGCAGCUGCGCGACUCGAAAGCAAGGCCGUGGAGGACCAGAGUGCCGCCGCCGCUGAGGCCGCCGCCGCUGCUGCAGAGGCCCAGGGCGCUUCACCCGAACAGCGCGCAGCUGCAGCUGCUGGGGCUGCCGGUGCAGCGGCAGCCGCGGCUGCCCGGGCUGAAAAGAAGCCUCGAGCGGAUCAGGUUGCUGCCGCUGCGGCUGCAGCUUCAAAGGCUGCGGAAGCGGCCGGGGCAACCAAGGCGCAGCACGCAGCUGCUGCAUCCGCUGCAGCUGGAGCGGCCGCUGCAGCGGCUGAACGUGCGGCAGGAAAGAGCAGCGAUCAACAGGCAACUGCUGCAGCGCGGGCCGCAGUGGAAACGGCAAGCAAGCGUGGCGCGACAGAGGACGAAAAGCAGGACGCGGCAGCAGGUGCGGCGGGAAGCGCUGCGUUGCUUGCUGCGAAGAUGACGGGCAAGUCGAAGAAAGAGCAACUGGCUGCUGCAGCCAGAGCCGCGGCGGCCGCCGCCGCCCAAGAAGGCGCACUUCCUGGCAACUGUUCCGAAGCUGCCCAGGCCGCUGCACUCCGUGCCGCUGCAAAGCUCGGCGUUCCGGAGGAUCAGGCUCAGGACAUCGCGUGCAACGUGGCCAAUGUGGCCAAUAUGGCCAACACAGUCACGCCAAAGCAGGAGGAGAAUGCCCUCCAGUUGCCUGCAAACCCAAAAGGUGGCAAGGCAGCCUUGAAAAAAUUGCGGCUUGAAUUGGCUGCACAGGAAGGAAAGAUGAGGCAGACAGAAGCUGCGUCAGCUGAGCGCCGAGAAGCCAUGCGCCGGGAGACGCAGCUUUUGGCUGACAGUCUUCGGGAAGUCGGGCUUCGCUGCCACAUGCUGCUGGGGAAGCACAAGAUGCUUCUUGACGACAGGAAGCGGCUGGAGUCAGAGGCAUAA
Symbiodinium natans is the source of this 3186-nucleotide messenger RNA. The record is from the annotation of a GenBank genome assembly. Lineage: Eukaryota; Dinophyceae; Suessiales; Symbiodiniaceae.